UUCCCCAUUGGCAGCUAAGCACGACGCGUUCUAUAUAAACGCGACUGCAGACUCCAAAAGCAUCAUCAGUCACAAUUCAAAGCUCCUCGAGUCAAGUCCAAGCUACAAACACAAAAACUCAAAAUGUUCAAAUACGUUGCUAUUGUUGCUCUGCUGUUCGCCUCCGCCAGCGCCGGCCUCAUUGAGACCCAUCAUGUGCUGCACGAGCCCGUUCUGGCCAAGGUGGGCACUGUGAUUCAUAGCGCACCCUCGGCUGUCUCCCACCAGAGCAUCACCCAGGUCCACAGCAAGCCUGUCGUCCAACAUGUCGUAGCUCCAGUUCUGAAGACCACCAUCCAUUCCGCUCCAGCUGUAGCUGUCCAUGCCGCUCCAGCUGUGUACCAUGCUGCUCCUGUGGUGCCAGUUGUCCACUCCGCGCCUUUGUAUAAGUCUGUGGUGCACUCAGCUCCUUUGGCCUACACUCUGCAUCAUUAGAAGGCGAUUGAAUGAGAACAUCAGCUAUUGAUUGUGAUAGGAAAUUUAUGAUUUU
Molecule: messenger RNA, 529 nt
Organism: Drosophila montana
Lineage: Eukaryota; Metazoa; Arthropoda; Insecta; Diptera; Drosophilidae
Product: larval cuticle protein F1-like
Exons: 2
Coding region: 124-474 (116 amino acids)
Source: RefSeq, a predicted model, not a curated record